CAUCUUUAAUAGUCAAGUGAAGUCCAUUAUCAUUUUUUUUUUUUUUUAAAAAAAAAGUCCAUUAUUAUUUGUUUUAAAUUGAUUAAAAAUUAGAUACAGACAAGAGAAUUUUUUUUUUUUUUUUAAAAAAAAAGAAAGAAAAAAAGAAUCAUCCUUAACCACAAUUACAAUGCUAAAAACCAAACAAAAGUACCACUCUACUAUCUCAGCAAGCCUCCUCUCUCCACCAUGGACUACUACGCAUACGCCCCUUCCACAUCCUUUCCGGGUACCAACACCAUCAUAAUCGGACCGCCGCCGCCCUUCCCGGCGCCACCGCGCUCCGUCGAUCUCUCAGCCCUCGAAUUCAUCUUAGGCAUUCUAGCCGUGAUCUCCAUCCCAGCCUUGAUCUACACCUUCUUUUUUGCCAUCAAAUGCCCUCAGGACCCCUUUCGUCCACGUCGUCAGAUCUCGAGUGGCAGAACGAGUAGCGCCGCCGCGAGCGACACGACGGAGGCGGAGAAACCAUCAGACUCGGACGUGGUGAAGUACAAGAAAGUAAGAGACGGGAAGCAGAUGGGCGAGGAGUGCCCCGUUUGUUUGAUGGGUUUCGGCGAAGGAGAAGAUGUAAAGGCGUUGAGCGAGUGCAAGCACGCGUUUCACAGUGACUGUAUAAAUCCAUGGCUGGAAUCUAACUCCAAUUGUCCUGUUUGUCGAGCCGUCAUAACCGUCGUGAAGAGCUCUUCAGAUGGUAACAAUAGUAGUAGUAAUAGUAAUAGUAAUAGCAAUAGCAGAGUGGUUAGGUCUUCUGGUAGAGAUGAUGAUCGACAUCAAGGUUUGCCUGAUGCUUCCAAUUUGGUUUGAUAGUAUUUUGGUAGGGAUAUACACACACAAACUUUACUAUUUUAUUUUCCCUUAUAAUAUUAUCAUCUCAUUAUGGUGGCUGUUUAUUUUUCUUUUUUUUUUUCCGGAGGGUUUUAGAAUAGAGGUUGAAUAUGCAUUAUUAGACGUUUAUAACUUUUUUUAUUAUUUAAUUUUGGGGGUAAUAAUAGAAUGAUAUGUCGAGCAUUUUUAAAAUUGGUGG
Cannabis sativa is the source of this 1063-nucleotide messenger RNA. RefSeq names its product RING-H2 finger protein ATL33. Lineage: Eukaryota; Viridiplantae; Streptophyta; Magnoliopsida; Rosales; Cannabaceae. Gene Ontology annotation, biological process: protein ubiquitination. Bases 229 to 843 code for a protein of 204 amino acids. The transcript has a single exon. The record is from RefSeq and is a predicted model, not a curated record.